Messenger RNA from Perca flavescens (yellow perch), 3371 nucleotides. RefSeq names its product DEP domain-containing protein 1B. The record is from RefSeq and is a predicted model, not a curated record. Gene Ontology annotation, biological process: intracellular signal transduction. The transcript has 12 exons. NCBI's taxonomy places the organism in Eukaryota, Metazoa, Chordata, Actinopteri, Perciformes, Percidae. The coding region runs from base 294 to 1847 and encodes 517 amino acids.
ACGAGAUUCAAAGUUGGCAGCAACGUCUCUGUAGAGAUCUUUAUAUAUGUCAAUGGUAGAUACUCUGCUAGCGUAAACUUGCUUGUUUUUAUCCGCAGCUGAAGCUUUAACAAGCCUAUAGAAUAUAUAUUUCUCCAUGUUUUCAUACGAGUGAAGUGGGUUUUCACUAUCAGAAUGGACGGUAAAGUCAUCGGAACGGGUCCAUACAGGGCGACCAAGCUGCGAGUACAGCUCCCAAUCACAGAUGUUGAUUCGCACAGGACUAAUAUUAUCACACAACAUCUGUGCGAAGUAUGUGGAAUGAAACCAUUAAACUCUUCCGUGGAGGCAUGCCGCUGAGAAGGCACUGGGCGCACUUCCGCUACUACGAUUGCAGUUUCGCCGGAUCCGAGGCUGUGGAUUAUCUGCAUGAGCUGCUGAGGCGCAACUACAACUUUGGCCCCGAGGUGACUCGUUACCAGACUCUGCAGCUGCUCAGGAAGUUCCUCAAGGCCCAUGUCAUAGAAGACAUCAAGGGACGCCAUGGGUCAGAGGACUUUGAAGACAACAGCCAUCUGUACAGGUUCCCCUCCUCGUCCCCCCUCAAGUCUUUUCCAACAAGACCUCCGUUGAGAGACAGCACUGACCUUCCCAGACUCAUUCGCUGGGACGACUACGAAGAAUUGCCUCAGCGGGAAAACAUUCCACCCCUGAAGUCUGCUGUCAUGACCUCAGAUUUGUGGAAUAAAAGGCACAGUGUGGCUAUUGGGGAUGUGCAUGAAUGCAAGCUCAUACGAAGGAAGGAGAUGACUCCAAAACAAGUGGACCACAUCUGGAAGUCGAUGACGAUUGCGCAUUUACAGAGAGUGUUUGGCCUAACGUCAUUGGAUGGAGUUUUAAACCCAACGCAUGUGAACGGCAAGCACAUUGUUCACAAUGUGUUCAGCGUUAAUAAGACGGGCAUAGUCAUAUUGGAGAACAAAGCCGAGGACAUGCCAUAUUGGGUGGUAUCAGCAAUGAAAUGCCUCGCCAAUUGGCCUAAUGGCAAUGAAAGCAAACAGCCGGUGUACCCUGGUUUCGAGAGGGAUGUUCUGAAAACAGUGGCCGAUUACUUUCAGAGACUCAAAGAACCCCUGCUGACUUUUCAUCUAUAUGAAGUCUUUGUCAACAUUCUCAGUCUGCUGCAGGAGCAGGAGGUUGCCACUGAGGCUCUUCAGUUCAGCUGUCUCUUACUGCCGCCGCCCAACCGAAGACGCCUCCAGCUGUUACUGCGUCUCGUGGCCCGGGUCUGCCAGAAUCCCCACCUGCCUCCACUCAACGACACCAUUGCUACCCGCACACUGAUGGUGCAGAUGUUCGCGCACUGCGUUCUGGGCUCAGUGGAUGAGAUGGACCUGGAUGAGCUGCUUGCCACCAAAUUGGUGACCUUCAUGAUGGAGCACCACAACACCAUCUUCCAAGUUCCUUCCAAGCUGCGUCGCCAGGUCGAGGAGCACCUGUCCCACCUCAAAAGAGUUCAAAUCAAAUACGCAGGUUCCGACACAGACUUCAGUGCAUCUCCAGCAUUCUGUAAACAGAUUAGCAGGGUGGAGUCCGAGGAGCAGAAGGCGAUAGGAACCCAGACCCCCCUGCAGGCACUGCUGGAAGGCCUGAUAGCAGACAAAGAACUGCCUGCCAAGGACAAGAGGAAAAGGCUUAAACAGUUCCAGAGGUCCUACCCAGAGGUCUACCGCCAUCGAUUUCCCACUGAGGAAAGCAAGGCUGCUGUAGUACCUGAGAAAACCCCACGACUCAAACCUCACCUCAUGUUUUUUAACCUCAAGAAGCCCUUCCAGCCCUUUCAGAGGAGCUGGAGUUUUAGGGCAUGAUCUGUCCCCACUGACACAUUUCAGGCUACACUUCAGGCUGUAAACACAUCUCGAGCUCAGCGUUGUGAGACUAGGAGCUGGAAUGGUGCUCUGCCAACACACCGUUAACAACUUGCGAUUAAUGUUUAAAAAUAACGACUUGGACUUUGUAGCACUGUUAAACUAAGAUAAUAAUUUAAAGGGUCAGUUCACGCAAUGAUAAUAAUAUUGGUAAUAAUGGCAUUCCCACUGACUCCUAGUCGUAUCUAGCCAGAUAGCUUGAUUUAGUUGCAAAACAUUAGCAACUAUUUUCAAACUGCAAACAAUGACUGGAUAGCUGAAUUGACCCUUUGUAACAAAUACAUGUUUUACUGUGUUGAUCGAAAACUUUAACUUAGUAUAGAAAACACAGACGCACUAACACUUAAAGAACCACAGAUGUUUCUUAAAAUGAAAUUGUGUAUUGGUACAUUUUUCUACUAAGAUAUUAUGCUAGAAAGAUCUUCUAAGCACACACUGGCUCUGUAACUACAUUGCAUUUCAAAAAUAGGUCAUUAGGUGAUAAACAAUUUUAGGUUGUGAAAAGUUAAUGAUAGAUAGAUAGAUAGAUAGAUAGUAUAGUUUUGUACUAUAACAGAAAUAUUCAGGUGCAUUUCUUGGUAUUACUUAGCCUUAAAACUGAUUGUGAUAUUAUGAGAUGGACUCUUGCAAGGCAACGAUGCAUUUCAUUUUGAUGAAUACUUGCUGAUGGAAUGGUCAUUAUGAUCUUGGCAACUCAGAGCCUUUUUUGUUUUUUACUUUAUCAGUUAAACAGUUACUUUAUGUCAACGAACAUAUCAAGGGUUAUCUAAGAAAGGGAGUGAAUGUGACGUGUUACAUAACUGAGAUGCUGUAGUAGGGAAAAAAAACAGUAACCCUUUACUUGAAGGUAUCUACAUAAGAGUGACAUGACAGUGUCAUAAACACAUGACACUGUCAUGACACAUCAAACCUAACCUAAUGACAGAAGCAUUUCAUCAUAAAUGUUUAUGACUUGUUUAUAAUGUUUAUGACAUGUUCAUGACGGUGUCCUGUCACUCUUAUGUAGAUACCUUCAAGUAAAGUGUAACCAAAAAAACAAAUAGUCCUUCCUCUCUAACCCCCUACUUGCACCAUACUUGACUGGUCCUGCUUCAUCUGCACUCUUAAAAAGACUCAUUUCAUGUUUGUACCGUACUUAUUUUAUUGUGUGUAUAUAAGAACUCUUGAUUGGUACAUAUUUCAAUGUCUCAAAUACUCUUCCUACACUGUUUUCAAUGUCUUUUUGUCAUUUUCUAUUCGCUGCUGUUCUGUCAUGUCAAUCAGGUUGUUUUUGACUUAAUUUGAGACUUAAAUUGUUGUUUUUAGAAUGAUUAAGUGCUGAUAUUCCUAUAUGGAUUUUCAUUAAUGCUCUUGAACAAAUGUAAUAAUGCUGGAAUAACUGUUACACUUGAAUUGCUGCUCCUCGCCGGGAAGAAUUGACUGGUUAAUGAUGCUGAUUUCCCUAUAAACAUUGUAAUUGGUAAA